Molecule: messenger RNA, 2564 nt
Organism: Pollicipes pollicipes
Lineage: Eukaryota; Metazoa; Arthropoda; Thecostraca; Pollicipedomorpha; Pollicipedidae
Exons: 14
Coding region: 56-2284 (742 amino acids)
Biological process (GO): canonical Wnt signaling pathway
Cellular component (GO): cytosol
Molecular function (GO): frizzled binding
Source: RefSeq, a predicted model, not a curated record
GGUGCCGGCGCGCGUGCGCGUGAAGACCUCGCAGUCGACGCAAGUGGAGGACGAGAUGAAGACGGGCGACGCGCACAACACGUCCAUGGCGUCCACGGCCACGGACAGCUCGCGGCCCGAGGCUGGCUCGUCCUCCUGGAUGGAGUGGACGCAGCAGCUGCAGGCGUAUGUGGCGUGGGUCAACUCGCAGCUGAGGAAGAAGGAGGGCUACAAGCUCGUGACGGAUCUGCGAGCUGACCUCCACUCGGGCGUCGUUCUCUCCGACCUCAUUGAGAUCGUCUCGGGUGAGAAGAUCGUCGGAAUCCAUCGCCUACCGGAAACGGCUCAGAUGAUGAGAGAGAACGUGGAGCGAGUGCUUCAGUUUAUGGCCGCUAAAAGAAUCCGCAUGCAUCACGUCGGCAGCAAAGAGGUCAUCGAGGGCAAUCUGAAAGCGGUGAUGAGGCUGAUUUUGGCGUUGGCCGCGCACUACAAGCCUCAGAGCGUCCGAACAUCGCCUUACGACAGUGGCGCCACCACCGAGAAAACGGGAACGACAGCGUCGUCGGCUGGCACGACGGCAACACCAGCGACGCCCUCGAAAUCAACCCCUCCCACCAAAACAACGACUCCCACGGUGACCCCCACCCCCUCCCCAUCCACCUCCGCCGCCAGCUCAGCCCCCUCACCCUCCACUUCGACGGCGACGGUGACCGGCUCCGCGGGCCCGGCGAGCACGCCCGGCACCCCCAGCACGCCGAACAAGCGCUCAGCGCUCUCCGUGUGCGUCACGACGCCCAACCUGAACGUGCCCGGGAACCGCAAGUCGAUCGGUCACCUGCUGGAGGGCACGCUGGCCGUGGCGCCGCUACGCCGCUUCCCCAGCGUGGCCGGUCACCAGUGGGCAGCUGCCGGCGUCGGCGGCGACGACGGCGACGACGGCGGCGACGAGGCCACGCCCGAGAGCCGUGUCGACGACGACGCCAACAGCUUCGCCAGCUACAGCGGCGACCGGCCGCGCCUGCCGCCGGCCGCCGACACCGAGGGCAUCUACGACGUGCCGCGCUGCCGACCGCCACGCGUGCAGGAGGGCCCGGCCUCGCUCGGCGCCGAACUGUCGCGCACGACGCAGACGGACGGCCGCGAGCCGCGUGAGAUCGUGGACGGGUUCAGUAGCCUACCGCGCCACGGCGUGCGGCCCGCUGCGCUCGACUUCUGGGAGAGUCUGACCACGCACAGCACCGGCACCAGCUCGCCGAACACCAGCGGCGAGUUCAGGUACAACACCAUCCACCGGAUGAGUGGACGCCGCCUGCUCCCGAAGACGCCCGACACACGCUCGAGGCCCGCCGCGCCGGCCGCGCCGCCGGUGCCAGGCGCCUCCGGCUGCGACCGAUGGGAACGUGCAUCGCGUGACCGUAGUCGCCGGACGCGACGAAAGCCGGCGCCCCAGAUCCAGCCGGAGUCGGUGAACAAGGUCGGCUGCGGCAGUCUCCUGAACGGACACCAGCAGGAGGGCUCCGACUGUCGGGGCACCAACACGGCCGACGAGUUUGUCUUCUUGAAGUCGCGGCUGCAGAACACCUCCGAGAAGUGCAACCUGCUGCAGGCGGACCUCAACAAGGCGAAGCAGGGAGAGCUGGGAGCUCGCCUCGGCGCUCAGGACCGCGAGCUGCAGGAGCUGCGCCGCCAGCUGGCCGACAAGGACAAGGCGAUCCACCUGCAGCAGAGCCAGUUCGACGAUGCCAUCAAGGCGCUGGCCAACUCGAACAUCAGGCCCGCGCAGAACGGAAAGGUGGCGCCGCAGUCGCCCGUGUCCAGACAGCGAGGCUCUGGCCGGGAAGAGAUGCAGAUUCUCAGAGACGCCAUCUCCAGUCUGAGAGCCAACUUCAGGGAGUCGGAUCCCAACCACCACACACUGGACACCCUGGAGCAGUGCGUGGCGGGUGGUGCUCGACCGGCUGGCAGUUGCCGAGAGUGGCCGACAGGUGGAAGCACCAGAGGCGGUCCCGCCCAACAAGCGGGCCCCAUCACCAGCCUGCAGGGACAGAACUCAUUCACCAAGGUGGUGUACUACACCGAGAAGACACUGACUCCGUUCCUGUCGUCCGUGCCGAAGCAGCUGGGAGAGAUCACCCUGCGCGACUUCAAGCAGAUCUUUGAUAGGCCUGGAAACUACCGCUUCCACUUCAAGAGCAUGGAUCCCGAAUUCGGCAUGGUGAAGGAAGAGAUAUCCAAUGACGACGAAAUCUUGCCCGGUUUCGAUGGAAAGCUGAUUUCGUGGGUGGUGGAAGAUCACGGUGUUUAAGCCCUAUGCUUUCGACAUAUAGUCGGAAGCUUGUACCACUCGUACAAUAUUAACAGGGGCCAUUCGACAGUGUUCUGACAACGAAGAUUUGGUUAUCUUUCUAUGACCCUUGAUGUCAGUACAUGAAGGAAACUGCUUCGAAACCAAAGAUAUUGUAGUACUAGACAAUAGCACGGUCUAGAGAAGAUUGCACAUCUGCUAUUCUCAUGUUCGUGGAGAGAUCAUAUGAUAAUUGAUGUCCUGCUCACACGGGAUAAUGACUUUAUAGCUGUAUAAAUGG